AUGGAACUGCAGGAACCCGGAGGGCACGGGGCGCCCUCCAGCGGCACUGAGCAAGAUGUGGCCUUCAGCGUGGCCGUCCUGGCGCUCACGGAGCUGCUCAUCCUGGCGGGGCUGCUAGGUAACGGCCUGCUGCUCUGGCUGCUCAGCUGCAACGUGUACCGUCACCCGUUCGCCAUCUACCUGCUGGACGCGGCCUGCGCCGACUUCAUCUUCCUGGCCUGCCAUGCGGCAGCCGUGGUCCCCGACCUGCUGCGAGGCCGGCUGGACUUCCCCGACUUCGUGCAGGCCAGCCUGGCCACGUUGCGUUUUUUCUGCUACCUGGUGGGCCUCAGCCUCCUCGCUGCCGCGAGCACAGAGCAGUGCCUGGCCACGCUCUUCCCAGCCUGGUACCCGUGCCGCCGCCCGCGCCACCUGACCACCUGCGUGUGCGCGCUGGCCUGGGCACUCUGCCUGCUCCUGCACCUCCUGCUCAGCGGCGCCUGCACCCAGUUUUUUGGGCAGCCCAGCCGGCCCCUGUGCCGGACGCUCUGGCUGCUGGCUGCCGCCCUGCUGGCCGCCCUGUGCUGCGCCGUGUGCGUGGCCAGCCUCCUGCUGCUGCUGAGGCUGGAACGCGGGCUGCCGCGGCCCCAGGCCCGGGGCUUCCCAGCCCUGCUGCUCCUAGCCGCCCUCCUCUUCCUCUUCGGCGGCCUGCCCUUCGGUGUCUACUGGCUGUCCCGCAACCUGCACUGGCACAUCCCCCACCACUUCUACCACCUCAGCCUCCUCAUGGCCGCCGCGCACUGCGCCGCCAAGCCCGCCAGCUACUUCUGCCUGGGCAGCGCGCGUGGACGCCGGCUGCGAGAGCCCCUGCGGCUGGUGCUGCAGCGGGCGCUGGGGGACGAUGCGGAGCCGGGACCCGCGAGGGAGGCCUCCCGCAGGGGCCUGGUAGAGGUCCAGGCUUGA
This is a messenger RNA of Ochotona princeps (American pika), 942 nucleotides long. It is a transcript of the gene MRGPRE, whose product is annotated as MAS related GPR family member E. The coding region runs from base 1 to 942 and encodes 313 amino acids. The transcript has a single exon. The record is from RefSeq and is a predicted model, not a curated record. Gene Ontology annotation, molecular function: G protein-coupled receptor activity. Gene Ontology annotation, cellular component: membrane. Gene Ontology annotation, biological process: G protein-coupled receptor signaling pathway. Lineage: Eukaryota; Metazoa; Chordata; Mammalia; Lagomorpha; Ochotonidae.